AUGCGCGGCUGCGUCGUACUGGGGACCAAUGGUCAUCCCGAGCUCACAAAGGCCAUAUGCAACCGACUCGGUAUGCAGCCCGGCGAGGUGGACAUCAAGAAGUUCUCCAAUGGCGAGACAAGCGUGAAAAUAUACAACUCUGUGCGUGGGCAGGAUGUCUACAUCGUCUCGCCCGGUAGUGGGCAUGUCAACGAUAAUCUCAUGGAGAUGCUCAUCAUGAUCUCUGCGUGCAAGACGGCGAGCGCCAACAAGGUCACCGCUGUGCUGCCUGUUUUUCCCUACUCGCGGCAGCCAGAUGUGCCAUACUCCAAGGUUGAAUCACCGAAAUCGGACUCCUCCGCCAGCUUCAUCCCAGACAAAUUUACCCCGAAUGCCUCUGGCUAUAGGAAAUGGGUUGCUCAGGCCGGUACGCUUGUAGCUGCGCUACUGACAACGGCCGGUGCAGACCACAUCAUCACAAUGGACCUGCAUGAUCCACAAUUUCAGGGCUUCUUCGAUAUUCCCGUGGACAAUCUCUUUGGUCGUCCACUGCUACAACGUUUCAUCACACUCAACAUUCCCAACCACCAGAAUGCCGUUGUUGUAUCGCCCGAUGCUGGCGGUGCUAAACGCGCAACGGCGAUCGCAGACUCGCUCGAGAUGGACUUCGCUCUGAUUCAUAAGGACCGUCGCAACAAGAAUCAGCACGAUGAGAAUCAAAUGAUGCUCGUUGGUGAUGUUCAAGGAAAAGUGGCCAUUUUGAUUGAUGAUCUUGUUGAUACAGGUAAUACCUUGUGUCGUGCAGCACAGCUUUUGCAUCACUCUGGUGCGACAUCCAUCUAUGCACUUGUGACACAUGCUCUGCUCAGUGGCGAUGCGAUUGCAAGGCUUCGAGAGUCCAAGAUUGAUGUGCUUGUAGUGACAAACACAUCGCCGCAAGAGGAACAUGCGAGUAAUGGCAGUGGCAAGAUGGUUGUGAUUGACGUGGCGCCAGUCUUUGCAGAAGCCAUUCGGCGGAUACACAACGGUGAGAGUGUCAGCUUGCUGUUUGACCAUGGUAUUUAA
Protomyces lactucae-debilis is the source of this 1044-nucleotide messenger RNA. RefSeq names its product ribose-phosphate pyrophosphokinase. The record is from RefSeq and is a predicted model, not a curated record. The coding region runs from base 1 to 1044 and encodes 347 amino acids. NCBI's taxonomy places the organism in Eukaryota, Fungi, Ascomycota, Taphrinomycetes, Taphrinales, Protomycetaceae. Gene Ontology annotation, biological process: purine nucleotide biosynthetic process; 5-phosphoribose 1-diphosphate biosynthetic process; ribonucleoside monophosphate biosynthetic process. Gene Ontology annotation, cellular component: cytoplasm; ribose phosphate diphosphokinase complex. Gene Ontology annotation, molecular function: ribose phosphate diphosphokinase activity; magnesium ion binding. The transcript has 3 exons.